This is a messenger RNA of Anguilla anguilla (European eel), 3449 nucleotides long. RefSeq names its product gap junction delta-3 protein-like. The transcript has 2 exons. Bases 1056 to 1916 code for a protein of 286 amino acids. The record is from RefSeq and is a predicted model, not a curated record. Gene Ontology annotation, cellular component: connexin complex. NCBI's taxonomy places the organism in Eukaryota, Metazoa, Chordata, Actinopteri, Anguilliformes, Anguillidae. Gene Ontology annotation, biological process: cell communication.
UGCGUUUAUGAAACAUUGUCCAAUUUACACACCGGGCACAUGAUGGAAUGCUUGGCGCUGAGUUCUGUAGCAGGUGAGGGAAUGAGCUGGGGUAAGAGUAUAUGUCACAGGAGGAAACUGACUUGGCAGUCAAAAGAGGAUGGGCCCGUCUGGCAGGGCAAGUGAUAUGGUUUGCCGGGGCACGGUGACGCUGUCCGGCCUUCCUGAUUGGCCUCCCCCCCUCUCCCUCCCAUGGCGUCCCAUUGUGAAUCGGACUCUAAACGGACAGCCGGGGCGCUGGUGCUUAAAGGAGAUACGCUUCCUGAAACGAAGGAAACUCUUUCAUGCGCUCAUCAAGAAAACCAAGGCUUUUUGGGUAAACAUGGAUUACUGCUGCCCUUUGAUACUCAAGAAUUUCCGUUUCGUGGUGCCGCCCUCUCGCCGGUGGACCGUCACCAUUCUUGCCCCUUUGCUUCUACGGGCAGCAGGGUAGUCGGCGAGCAGAGCGUUGCGUACUUGAAUGGAAUGCCAACCCGUUACUUGAAGUAAUUGUUGUGGUUUAUCAGGACUGCCACUGAGGGGAGCAAAUUGUGUAGCCUGAAGUAGGUCUCUGGAGGCUGUGGUGCCGGUGGUUUGGCUUCUCCAACGAGCCUUUUCGACUGACAGUCUGUCAGAGCCGGUCGCGGCUGCAGGGCGCCUGGUUCUUGCCGGUAAUACGUCGCCGUGGGUAGGGGGGAGAGAGCAGAGUUCGUAUUGCGCUCUCUGUAAUGACAGCUGUUUGUUUCCAGCUCCUCCUCCUCCUCAAGUUGUCGUCUCAUGAAAAUUCAGGUGCCGUCAGGAUGUCCGCGCUUUAAAUCUGGGGUCCAGAAAGAAGCCCGCAAUUCGAAAGAACUGGCUUACGAAAGCACCUUGUGGAGCUAGCAAGGCCCCAGCAAGCGAAGUUGGAUUGUGAGGGGAAACGCCAAGGGGAGCGCAACAUUGAUUCCGAUUGUCCCGCGCUGGCCACCGUGACCCGCAAAUUGGGCCUGCUUUGAGGGCACGCGGCCUCGAGGUUUGGGACAGAGAGCGACGGCGCCAUGGGGGAAUGGGGCUUCCUCAGCGGGCUCUUCGACGCCCUGCAGGCCCACUCGCCCCUGCUGGGCCGCUUCUGGCUGCUGCUCAUGCUGGUCUUCCGCAUGCUGAUCCUGGGCACGGUGGCCACGGACCUGUUCGAGGACGAGCAGGAGGAGUUCGCCUGCAACACCCUGCAGCCGGGCUGCAAGCAGGUCUGCUACGACCAGGCCUUCCCCAUCUCCCAGUACCGCUUCUGGGUCUUCCACAUCGUGCUCAUCUCCACCCCUUCGCUGGUCUUCCUCAUGUACGCCGUGCACCACAACAACAAGAAGGUGGCGGGACGCUGCCUCGACUCCGCCUCCUGCGCCCGGGAGGACCGCCGCCUGCGCCGCCUCUACAUGGUCAACGUGGGCUUCCGGCUGCUGGCGGAGGUGGCCUUCGUGGUGGGCCAGUGGUGGCUCUACGGCUUCCGGGUGGAGGCCCAGUUCCCCUGCAGCCGCUUCCCCUGCCCCUACACGGUGGACUGCUUCACCUCCCGGCCCAUGGAGAAGACGGUCUUCCUCUGCUUCUACUUCGCCGUGGGCGUGCUGUCGACCCUGGCCAGCCUAGCCGAGCUGCUGCACAUCACCUACAAGCGGUUCUCCUCCUCCUCCUCCUCCUCCUCCAGGGAGGCGCGCUGCGGCAGCCAGAACCAGCGCAACCUGGCCCAGGAGGAGGCCUUGGCCCUGCGGGGGCCCGGGGCCCCCCCGCCCAGGCGAGGCCGGGGGGGCAGCGGCAGGCACAAACGCGGCUCCCUGCUCAGCACCGGCAGCAGCAGCAAGGUUUCCAGCAUCGGCCGCAAGUCCUCCAAAUCCAAGAGCCUCCAGACCUCCAUAGCUGUAUGAGGAAGGGUGGGCUGUGCAGGGAUUUAGAUACUUUAGCUGCCAAUUUGUAUGCACUAUAAAGUAGAAUUCAGGGUUAAUGAUGCAUAUUUUAUAUUAUUAAAAAAAUGGACGUAAUUAACGGAACUGAUAUCUCAGUUCUGUUAAUGCAUAAGGGAAUUCACUGGAAAUGUGAAUGGCUGUAAUAGCAUGGCCAAGACAUGUUUUACUUUUAAACAUCUGAGCACACAGACUAAGGGAAAUCAAAGUGCAGAGUUCAUUCCCUUAGCAUUUCAUAGGAACAGGAAAGGCUUGUUUAGCCUGAUGUUACAGCCCGAAUGCACCAGCCAAACAUUAAUCACGUGAACAAUUAAAUCUUCAGAAAAACUUUCCAUUCAUCCACCAUUCCAUUACAACAGAAAAUGUCUACAUGGUAUGCGCAGUAUUUAUGUGGAUGCCAUGUCAAAUGUAAUGUCUGAACUAAAUCAUUAUUUUACUGUUGAUCUACAAUGUGCUGUGGAAUGGUUCAGUUAAAUUCGGUUCAUUUAAAUUUCAUUGUUUUUUAAAAUUAGCUUAAUAAGAGUUCAAAGUUGUCCUGGUCAUUUCAUUCGAAAAACUACCAAGAUGCGGUGGCUAAAUGUUGUACUUUUUUUUUUUUUAAUAAGAUAUUUACAAAAAAAUGCUUUGGAUACCUUUUGAGUUCAAUUAAAUGCGGUCCAGGAAUUUAGAAAUGAAAGCUGUUUGAAUGAAAAGGUGAAACUGCUUUGGAGAUUCUGAACAAUGAAUGUUCAGACAUAUCCAGAGGCACAGCCUCUUGUUCUAUUACCAGGAAAAACAGAAAGCAGCUUAUUCCUUCUAAAUUCACAUUCAGACAGUUUGUAACUGACCUCAGAACUGACCUUGGAGAACAUUAUAACAGAAGGUGGUUGUGCUUGAGGCAUUUUACACCUCAUUACUGUAAGACUCCCAAGUUUCCUCAUCGAUUCAGGUGUCCAUUUCCUGCCAUUUCCAGAGUUUUCUAUGGAGGGCAAUAAUGUAACGAUCAGGUAUAUAAUAACAUGCUGGUAUAAUAUGUACUAUUAGAUACGGGCAUUAAACAGAGGGGCUGAAAGAUGUUUAUUGUGUUCCUUUGAACCACCUUUCAUAUACUUCAACAAAUAUCUUAUUUUGGUGUAUCCUGCCCACCCCCCAGUGUUCUGUGUUUAGAGUGGAGUGUGAUACAGAGACUUUGUGUUGACUCUGUAGUGCCUCUUGAAUGAAUGAAUGGCAGAUGGUUUCUUAUUGGGAGCUGGUUUUCCUGCUUUGUGUCAGUCAUGCUGCUUUACAGUUGGCUGAUUAAACCUACAUGAAUGUUACCUUCGAGCCUGUGUUUCCUCAUUCCCCAACCGUGCUGUGAAAUGUCAUUCUUUUCAUGAUCGCUGUGCAUUCUAUGAGUGGGGGGUGUGUGGCCUCAUUGGAAGCAUAGAUCUACUGUACCAUGUCACUGCCUUGUAGAAACUAUGCAAACUGGUCUGUUCUCUAGAUCACUGAACCAGUAAAACUACACGGUGGCUUUCA